CGUGAGCUAAACCGGAUGCAGUUCCGAGCUCGGAUCUGCAUCCGGAACGUCUGUAUGACGUCAUAUGCGGAAGUAAACGGGUCCAAAGAGCUCUUCCGCCGCAGCUCCUGCUCCGAGAUGGCGGCUCCGAAGCCGAGGCAGACGUUCCGCAGCCCGGCGAUCCCCUUUGCUGGGACCAUCCUGGGGGGUCUGCUGCCGGGGGAGAUGGUUCUGGUCCAGGGCUCGGUUCUGUCUGAUGCCGACAGGUUCCAGGUGGACCUCACCUGCGGCAGCAGCGUGGAGCCGAGGGCCGACGUGGCGCUGCACUUCAACCCGAGGUUCAGGACCCCGUGUGUGGUCCUCAACGCGCUGCAGGGGGGCCACUGGGGCCGGGAGCAGGUCCUGGACCAGAACCCCUUCAGGGCCGGGGAGCCCUUCGAGCUCGUAAUCCUGGUCCUGAAGGACUCGUUCAAGGUGGCCCUGAACGGGGCCCACCUGGUGGUCUUCCCCCAGCGCGUGGCCCUGCGCCGCGUGGACACGCUCUGCGUCUCCGGGGCGGUCCGGGUCCAGGUGGCGGCGGUCCUGCCGAGCCGGAGCGACGUUUCUCCUACGGCAAGUCUGACCAAUCAGGAAGCUCCAAAGAUGAACCAGGAAGUCCCUCAGACGAGGAGGACGUCUGAUUGGUUCGAGAUGAAGCUCCGCCUCCUCCAGCUGAUCUCUGUUGUUCCUCCAGAGGAUUCCCUUCAGAGGCAUUGCCGGUUUGAUUCCCUGCAGAUGAUCAUCCUGUGUGAGGCCCAGCGGUUCAGGGUCUCCGUCAACGGCCUCCACCAGCUGGACUACAGGCACCGGGUCCAGGACCUGAACCGCAUCGGCCAGCUGGAGGUCCAGGGAGAUGUCAGGCUGCUGGACCUCCAGGUCCUCUGACCCAACCAGGACCCCUUCAGGGUGUUGACCCAACCAGAACCCCCUUGAGGGUCUAGACCCAAUCAGGGUCUAGACUUAAUUCGGGAUCCUCUUUAAAGUUCCAGUUGGACUUUUUGAUAAAAUAAAGUUCUGUGUCCCUGAACACAGCACAUGGUCUACA
Molecule: messenger RNA, 1063 nt
Organism: Pseudoliparis swirei
Lineage: Eukaryota; Metazoa; Chordata; Actinopteri; Perciformes; Liparidae
Product: galectin-8-like
Exons: 7
Coding region: 16-903 (295 amino acids)
Molecular function (GO): carbohydrate binding
Source: RefSeq, a predicted model, not a curated record